This is a messenger RNA of Insectozyma verbasci, 1149 nucleotides long. Lineage: Eukaryota; Fungi; Ascomycota; Pichiomycetes; Serinales; Debaryomycetaceae. The record is from the annotation of a GenBank genome assembly.
AUGUUUUUACGUGGAGUUCCAAAAUCCCAAUUAAGAUGUUUUAUAAGAUAUAAUUCAACAACAGGAACUAAAUCCCCUACUGGAAUUGUGUUUAUGAAUAUGGGAGGUCCUUCCAAAACUGAAGAAACUUAUGAUUUCUUAUUUAGGUUAUUCUCCGAUGGUGAUUUAAUUCCAUUUGGUAAAUAUUUACAAAAACCACUUGCAAAAUUCAUAGCAUAUAGAAGAACACCAACAAUUGAAAAACAUUAUGAAGAAAUAGGUGGGGGUUCACCAAUUCGUAAAUGGUCAGAAUAUCAAUGUUCUAAAGUUUGUGAAAUUUUAGAUAAAUUAAAUCCAGAAACUGCUCCUCAUAAACCUUACGUUGCUUUUAGAUAUGCAAAACCAUUAACUGAAGAUACGUUAUUACAAAUGAAAUCAGAUGGAAUUAAACGAGCAGUUGCCUUUUCUCAAUAUCCACAAUUUUCAUAUUCAACCACGGGAUCAUCAAUCAAUGAAUUAUAUAGACAAACCUUAAAACUUGAUCCAGAAAGAUCAAUCACUUGGAGUAUGAUAGAUAGAUGGCCACAACAAGAUGGUUUAAUCCAAUCAUUUUCAGAUAAUAUAAAAGAAAAAUUGGCAGAAUUUCCACCAGAAAUUCGAGAUGAAGUUAUAAUAUUAUUUUCUGCACAUUCUUUACCUAUGGAAAUUGUGAAUUUGGGAGAUUCUUAUCCUGCUGAAGUUGCAGCUACAGUUUAUAAAAUAAUGGAAUUUUUCAAUUUUUCAAAUCCUUAUAGAUUAGUAUGGCAAUCUCAAGUUGGACCAAAACCAUGGCUUGGUGCUCAAACAGCAAAGGUUAUAGAUAGAUUAGAAAAAAGAGAUGAUGUUAAAGGUUUAGUUUUGGUUCCUGUUGCUUUUACUUCUGAUCAUAUUGAAACUUUACAUGAAUUAGAUAUUGAAAUUAUGGAAGAUGCAAAAAAUCCAGAAAAGAUAAAAAGAGCAGAAAGUCUAAAUGGUAAUGAAAUAUUUAUUCAAGGUUUAGCUAAUUUAGUUGCUGAUCAUUUAAAAGAUGGUAAAAAAUAUCUGAAACAAUUGGAAUUGGACUGUAUUUUAGGUGGUGAAAGAGCUCAAAAUACAUUUGAACAUCCAAAACAGUUAUUUGGAGAACAUUAA